UUCAAUUGAAGCCCGAAUGACUUUGUCAAAGAUUUUACGAGAGUACGUUGGAUAGGAAGUGCAUUUCUCGCCCGAGAUCAACGUGGAGAGGAUCCUAGUGUCGGGACUAAUGUAAUACCCAAACUCGGACGUUAGCUCACAGGAGCUAGCUGCCCAAACAAUGUCACAACGAAGCGAGGAGGUCGCGGGCAUACCAGCCUGAGAAACAACGUGCCUCAAGAAAACUCAUUCUCUCAGUGUGUAUGCGUAUGUGUGUGUGUUUACUGCUGCCAGAGAAGAGGCUUUUAUUUGGUUUACAGUGUUCAUGAACAGCGAAAAUGGGCUGUAAUUCGGCUCUUUACACCUUCAUGUUCAGUCUCCUGGGUUCGGUGCUGCUGACCAAGGUGCCGGGAGCGAAGACGUCGGAAGCGGUGAGGACGUGCGAACCCAUUCGUUUCGAGAUGUGCCGCGGACUGGGCUACAACGUGACAGGUAUGCCGAAUCUCGUGAAGCACCAGGUCCAGCAAGACGCGGGACUUCAGCUGCAGACGUUCACCCCACUCAUCCAGUACGGCUGUUCGUCGCAGUUGAAGUUCUUCCUUUGUUCAGUGUACGUCCCCAUGUGUACGGAGAAAGUGAUCACCCCCAUAGGACCGUGUCGCCCGAUAUGCGAGAGUGUCAGGCGCCGGUGUCAGCCGGUUCUGAAUGAGUUCGGAUACCCGUGGCCCGCCGCCCUCAACUGUUCGAAAUUCCCUCCCAAGAACGACCACAACCACAUGUGCAUGGAUGGCCCCGGGGAGGAGGCCGACCCCGUCACGGACCCGGCGGGCAAGUACGGGACCAACAACAACCACAACCGCCGCAUCCCCAACCUGGACAGGAGCACGGGCUUCCCCCGCGAGCACGCCAGUUUUCACCACGUCGGCGUCAGCUGCGAACACUAUCGCAAUCCCUCGAAAUACACCUACAUCAACAGGACAGAGAGGUGCGCUUUAAAAUGCGAGGAGAACGACGCCUUCACCACGGAGGACAAGUUCUUCGCCGAUGUCUGGAUGGCCAUCUGGGCCGGGCUGUGUUUCGUGGCCACCCUGUUCACCGUGCUGACGUUCCUCAUCGAUUCGCAGCGCUUCCGCUACCCCGAGCGACCCAUCAUAUUCCUGUCCAUGUGUUACAACAUCUACAGCAUCGCAUACAUUGUACGGCUUAUCGCCGGCCGACAGUCAAUAGCGUGCGAUACCGACAGCCAAAGUGGGAAACAAAUUCUGAUUCAGGAAGGAUUGGAAAACACAGAUUGUGCUAUUGUGUUCUUGCUACUGUAUUUCUUUGGUACGGCCAGUUCCCUUUGGUGGGUCGUUCUAACUUUCACCUGGUUUCUAUCGGCCGGUCUCAAAUGGGGACACGAGGCUAUUCAACUCCACAGCAGUUAUUUCCAUCUGGCCGCAUGGGCAAUCCCCGCCAUCAAGACCAUUGUAAUUCUAGUUAUGAGAGACGUCGAUGCCGACGAAAUCACAGGAAUUUGUUAUGUAGGUAAUCAAAAUACACAGACUCUCAUGGGCUUCGCCAUAGCCCCGCAUGUUGUGUACCUUUUGGUGGGUGCAUCCUUCUUAAUCGCCGGGUUCGUGGCGCUCUUCAGAAUCAGGAAGAGGGUGCGGGGAGACGGAAUAAAGACGGACAAGCUGGAGGUUCUCAUGGUGCGGAUAGGGAUAUUCUCUGUCCUUUACACCGUUCCGGCGACCUGUGUUAUCGGGUGCUUGUUGUACGAGUACGUCAACCGGACUUCGUGGUACGCUGCCAAAAGCACGAGUCAACCCAAUAUCGAGGUGUUCAUGUUGAAACUGUUCAUGUCGCUCGUCGUCGGCAUCACGAGCGGCAUGUGGAUGUGGUCGGCCAAGACUGUGGCUUCGUGGAGGAACUUCUUCACAAAGUUGUGUUCACGCAGGCGGGACAGGAAGAACUGGGAGCAUGUGGCAGUGCCCGUGCACCACUACCACCAGAUUCCCCUCAAACCGAACAGGACAAUACGGAUGGAUAAAUCCAAACGGACGAUGAGCAAAUCCGACACAGAGACCGUCGUAUGAAAGGAAGUCUAUGAUACGGUGUGGAUUAGAACUUGUGUCUGGAUUAGAACUUGUGUCUCUGAUGAUGGUCGUGCUCACAAAAACGUAUUAAGAGAGAGAAAGGGAGAAAGAGUACGAAAGAACUCGGUGUUCAGAGAAAUAUUUAGCACUUUCAGGAGAAACUGGUCAGUAUUUUGAACAGCUGGGAACCUUGGUUGUCCAGUUGACAGUCUGUGCGUUGUGGAUAGUCCCUAAGGUGGACGUUGUUACACGAGAAUGAAACCACCGAAAUACUUGUGAUAAAAAAGGAGAAUAGAGAAGCGGUUUAUUUGCGAGAAGUCUUCAAUAAAAAGGAAUUACAGGAGGGCAUUUAAUUUUUUUACUUACACGUUGAAACACAAAGUGUGCACACUACCUGUUUUUCAACUCGAGGUAUGUGAGGUCUUCUGUUGCCAUUUUUUUUUUUUGUCUAACGGAUUACUUUCAAGAAACAACGAGAUGUGCUCGAUGCGUAAUAAAACCCCUGGAUGGUUUCCAGUUACCGAGGUGAAACCAAACAACGAUUUACCUGUCUAAGUGACCCGCGUCCAAAAAAUGUCGUCCCAACACUGUGUUCAACAGUCCCACUUCGUCUUGUGCACAAAACGUGUCUGCUGUUGUCCAAAUACUCGCAAAAUACUAUUCCCAAAGUUUUUGUUGUUGUUGUUGUUGGUUUUUUUUGCAUUUGAAACAAAACAAAUAUAUUAGCCAAAAAAUAAUCUACCACCAAAAAAAAAAACCGAACAUGGACCAAUAGGACUGCCAAGGAAAGAAAGAAAUUUUACGGGUAAAAACAGAUUUGUUUUGUUAUUCUUUCCUCAGGACGAGACUAACUUAUACUAUUACAGUAUAGUACCUGUCUACUACUGUUACAGACAAGGUGCCGCGAGCGUUUUUUUUUUCUGUAUUUUUUUUUUCCACGGAACUAAGAAGUCUUGGUUAUUGAGCUUUGAUCUUGUCAGGGGUAUUUGUUGUUACAUGCUUUUGUUAAAUCUGUUUUCUGUUGUUCGUCUCUUAGAGAUGUAUUCCACUUGCAAACAUUGGAAAUCCUUCAAAUCUUUUGUCAAUAUUCAGGUGUUCGUGGUUAAGAUGUCCCUUCGACAUCGUGUAUAGAGGCUUUUAAACGUGGAUCUACUGUUUUGCGGUUUAAUACAAUUUUCAUUUACGAAUUGUGCCUUCGUUUUUGUUUUUUGGUUGUUUUAGGUUUUUUGGACUGAAUCAGGAAUCGGUUACGGUCAUUUCAGUGGGGGAGGGGGCUAGAAUGGAAAGUAAUUACAAAAUUUGUUAGCUGUUUCUGGUUUUGACAGUAUACUUUUAUACACAAGAGCGAUAGUUUUAGUAUUUUUGACAAUAACCAUUUUGGGGAAUUUAUUAACAUGUUCUCCAGUAUUCUUUUUUAAAAAGAUGGCACCUAGGUUCAUACUUUCAUUCGAUUUAAAUAAUAAUGUGUACUGGGGUGUCGUUAAACAUCUAUUCUAUUCUAUUAAUUAAUAAUGUAAAAACUAAACAUACUACUUUAAUUUGUUCUUUUAAUUUUACAUUACUUUCAUUUCUCCUAUAUUUUAUGUCAGUGCAAUUCAUGGUAUAAAAUAGAUAAAUCUGAGGAAAAAAACCCCCAAUUAGUUGGAAACUGAAAACGAAUAUAAUUCCAUUUAGAUAAAUAUACAGUGAUGAAACUCCUUUAAGCAUCGUCGUACUAGAUAAAAUGUCAGGUUUUGGGGAGGUGUAGUGUAUCGUUUAUUUAUCGUUUAUCAGGUAUAAAACAUUUUUAAUAAACAUCUAAAACUGUAAAUUACAGAAAACUACGGACAUGUAACUGAAAUCUAGCUAGCUUAACAUUCCGAUACAAAACGUAAACAACGGCAAUGCACUUAAUUAAUUUCUUAGCUGUUUUGUUGGCACCUAUUGUAAACCAAGUGCAACUUGUUAAUUACAGUUUUGUUAAAUAUCUAAAACUGUUGAAGCUAUUGUUAGCUUUGUUUCACUUUUCUAAGCAUAUAUAGGUCAACUUGAAUGCUUCUCUAUAUACACGAAUAUACACUUUUCUUAUCAAUGAGCAACCGAUAUAUAUAUAUAUAUAUAUAUAUAUAUUUAUUUAUUUAUUUAUUUUAUUGUACAAAACGCCCACAAGACGUUGAUACAUGUGUUAACUGUCACCAUAAAUCAGAUUUGCUGACAUUCAAUCAAAAUGCUAUGUUUUCUUCUCUUUCUUUUUUUUCCUUCUUGUUUUGACAUUAGGUAUUUGUCAAAUGUUGCAAGUGGAAUACAUACAACGGAGACGAGAUGUUUUUCUUAUUUUUAAUCUGUAGCUAUUACGACAUGUAGCCUUAACUUACACGUUCAUUCUGUUACUGAAAACAGUUGCACCUACACCCUAUCAACGUUUUAAUAGCAUAUUUUAAAAUCAGUAUUUAAACACGAGAUUCUAUUUUAAAAUCUUCUAAACAAAGUGUUUCGAAAUUGUGAAAUGUUUGGGGGCUUAAUAUAAAGACAUUUGCAACUAAUGCUAUCUAAUAUUAAUUUUGUAUUUCCUAGUUUUCUUACACCCGUUGAACUACAUGCUCCUGAUAUUCUCUUAUGUAUACUGAUCAACAAAAGCAACGCGAAUGUUAAUUUAUUUUUAAUUCAUUUAAAAUUAUUCAGCUUGAAUCACAUUCGACUUUAUGUCUAUUAAAAUCACCAAUGUCUUGUGAAGAUCUUGAGCCCAUUUGAAAGGUCUAUUAACUGAAUUAAUUUGAUCAUGGAAAAAAAGUAUAUAUUAAAAUAUGUGCGUUGCUUUUGUUGUUCACUUACAAUAUUCUGUUUCAUUUGUGUUAAUUAAGCACCAGUUGAAACCGAUCUUUAUUACAAAAUUGUGUUACUAUUGUUAUGGUGGACAUAUACAAAAAUGGGGUGGGGUUAUGUUUAACUGAUUUAUAUCAUUUACUGUGUAAAUUGGUAUUUAAUUUUAAAAUUAGUUUGACAAAACUCUUGUUAUACUGUAGACCGACCAUUUAAUUUUUGGUUAUAAAAAUAAAAUCUAUUUAUUAUC
Messenger RNA from Gigantopelta aegis, 5106 nucleotides. Its product is annotated as frizzled-4-like. Bases 318 to 2057 code for a protein of 579 amino acids. Gene Ontology annotation, biological process: canonical Wnt signaling pathway; non-canonical Wnt signaling pathway. Lineage: Eukaryota; Metazoa; Mollusca; Gastropoda; Neomphalida; Peltospiridae. The transcript has a single exon. Gene Ontology annotation, cellular component: plasma membrane. The record is from RefSeq and is a predicted model, not a curated record. Gene Ontology annotation, molecular function: Wnt-protein binding; Wnt receptor activity.